This is a messenger RNA of Oenanthe melanoleuca, 4273 nucleotides long. It is a transcript of the gene SYNGR3, whose product is annotated as synaptogyrin 3. NCBI's taxonomy places the organism in Eukaryota, Metazoa, Chordata, Aves, Passeriformes, Muscicapidae. The coding region runs from base 50 to 742 and encodes 230 amino acids. The record is from RefSeq and is a predicted model, not a curated record. The transcript has 4 exons. Gene Ontology annotation, cellular component: synaptic vesicle membrane; neuromuscular junction.
GGGGCGCGCACGGCGGGGCUCGGCUGGGCGCGGAGCGGCGCGGGGGAAGAUGGAAGGAGCGUCCUUCGGAGCGGGCCGGGCGGGGGGGGCCAUCGACCCCGUGGAUUUCCUGAAGCAGCCCCAGACCCUGCUCCGGGUGACCACCUGGAUCUUCUCCAUCGUGGUGUUCGGCUCCAUCGUGAACGAGUGCUACGUGAACAAGGACAGCCAGCACCCCGAGCUGCUCUGCAUCUUCAACGAGAAUGAGAGUGCCUGCAGCUACGGCAUCGCCGUGGGGCUCAUCGCCUUCUUCGGCUGCAUCUUCUUCUUCGUGGUGGAUCUGCACUUCCAGCAGAUCAGCAGCGUCAAGGACCGCAAACGGGCCGUGCUGCUGGACCUGGGCUUCUCAGGUUUCCUGGCCUUCCUGUGGUUUGUAGCCUUCUGCUUCCUGGCAAACCAGUGGCAGAGGACGACGCUGACCAGGGGCUUCUCGCAGGGCGCGGACGCGGCGCGGGCGGCGAUCACCUUCUCCUUCUUCUCCAUCAUCAUCUGGGUGGUGCUGGCUCUGCGGGCGCUGCAGCGGUACCGCCUGGGCACGGACAUGUCCCUGUUCGCCACCGAGCAGUUCGGCAGCGAUCCCAGCGCCUCGUACCCCGGCUACCCCGGCGGCAGCGGCGUGGAGAGCACGGAGAGCUACCAGAGCCCCCCGUUCAGCGAGAGCCUCGAGCCCAACCCCAAAGGUUACCAAGUGCCAGCCUACUGAGCGAGGGGCUGCUCCCCAUGUACCCCCUCAGUGCCGGGUCCCUUCAUUAGCUCGUUGUGCAGUGAAUUCUGUACAGUGGUAUUGGUUCUUGUCUUACCUGUCCCAGGGUUUCUAAAAGCAGUGUUCCCUCUAAGCCAGGAGGAAGGAAGGUUUUGGGUACCACAUCACCUACUCGUGGGGAAGGGGAGGAAAUUCCCUCUCUGAGCUCUGCUGGGAAAGCCCAGGACAUCUUUUCCUCUUAGAAAGCAGCAGCUGAGGAAUUAUUAAUUAUCUCGUUCUUCCAGAGCUAACACAGAAUCCAUCGAGGGUGGGUGGGUGGCCCUGUCUGCUCCCACUGUGGAGUUUCUGGUCCAGGUUCCAUGGAAAGUGCCAAAUUCACAGGGAAAUCAGUGGUGUCUGUGUUAUUUUAAUUUGUAUAUAUUUGCUGUACAAAACAAAUAUCCAAACAGGUGUUUCUAAACUCGGGUUAGAGGCACAGGGGGGAGGCACAGCAGGCCGGGGUUGGGAUCAGUAUCCAGAUUGCUUCUACACUUCAACAGGUCCUGGUUGAGGAUUUUAAAAGUUACUGUUUGGAAUGGUAACCAGCAGGAGCUGGUUGCUAGCUGGGAAUAGCCUGUGAUCAGUGGGAAUGUGGCUUUGUGGUUGUUUCCUCAUGGGGGAUUGGGAAGUUUGUAAAUUCCUAAGGAAUUUUUGGUUGGCAGUGCUGACACAGCCUCACCUGGAGAGGUGAGGACCAAGGUGAGGGGCUCAAACUCAACAUCCACGGCCAUUAAGGAGCAAUAUUGGAUUUGUAUUUUUAUUCUGGGAGCAGCCACCAUCUGUCAGCUGCAGCAGAACCCUGGGUGGGGACAUGUGUGUCACCCUGCAGCCUCCAGAAAUGAGGGAUUCAGGCAGGGAGCUGGAAAGGCUUCACACACCAUCAGAGUCCAUCCUGAAAUGUGGGAAGAGAGACAGUGAAAAGCAUCCAGCAAUGAGGCUCAGGUUGGGGGUUCAGCUGCAAAGAACAAUAAAAAAAGAACAGAAUGUGUAAAAUGCAGCAGGUCCUUGCCAGCUUUCCCUGACCCAGGCUGUGUCACUGAGGGCUGGGCAGAGGAGCUGGAACUUGAAUUCCCAGCCCUGCUGGUGGCAGCUCCAUCCCUGGAGACUCCUGGUCCUGCCUUGCAAAGCCACCACUGCCUUCUGAGCUGCUGAGGAGCAAUAGCCACCCCUGUCCCCUCCUGUCACAGCUCCUGGUCGCCAUCAGCACGGCUCAUCAGAGCACUAAUUAGGGAGCAGCAGAUAAAUGCACUAAUUAAGCAGCCAAUCAUCCCCAGAGUCACUGCCAGUGGAGGAGUGCAUUCCUUUCCUUGGCUCCAGGUCCUGGCUGUGCCCAGCUCCUCACAGGACACCCCAGCCCAGUGCAGGAUCAGUGAAUCCCAGGAUCUUUGUGGUUUUGUGGAGUCAGUUUUGCUGGGAAAGAAUAAAAAAAACCCCGAGGAUUUGAAUACAGGGUAGGGUAGAACUGUAGCAAUAUUUUCCUUAGAGGGAACACUGAAACUUUAGCAGCACAAACAGUACUUGUGUUAAUAUUUUAGCAAAAAUUAUAAUCAAUUUAAAUGUUUAAAUUGAUUGUAUGUGAGAUAAUGUUCGUUGGGUACAGUGUAUUUUUUCUAACUAUAAUAUAACUGUUGCAGAGUUUCCGUGUAUAAAGAGCUAAAGCUGUGUCUGCCUGCGGGACGUGUCCUGCCCCCCGUGCUGAAUAUUACACGCUCUGAAUGUCCCCCCAGGCCUGCAUUGCCUUUCUUUGCCCCCACACGCACAUCCCACCACGCUGUGACCUCUGCAGCAGCAGCAGGGACACAGGGAUGCCACCAGCACCGGUGCUUCCCAAAGUCUGUGUCACCUUUUCCUUGCUCUGCCGGGCAGGGAGGAGGAGGAGGAGGAAGGGUUGGGUGCCUGAGGGGCACCUUGAUGAAACUGGGAAUAUCCGUGUGUCCAGCCUCAUCAUCACUCAGGGCACCUGCAGGGAGGUGAGCCCUGAUGCUCUGCACACCAAGUGCCAGUUCCAGGCAGCGAGGGGUGGCAGCCCUGCCGGGGUGGCACUGGGACAGGCAGCUGGGACAGGCAGGAGCCACAGCUGGAGCAUUUUUCCAGGGAGUAGCACUGGGUUUGUGUCUAUGUGGCCACACUGAGGCCGUGCCACCAGGCACAGUGACAACCCCAAACUCCCUGGUUGUGGUGAGAGCCUUCACCCAGCCCAGCCUGCCUCAGACAGCCCCAGUUUGGGGUUUGCUGGUGCAGCUCCCCAGCUCCCGGAGCCCUGGUGCUGCUGGGUUAUCCCUGCUCGGAGGGAGGGGGACACCCGUGCCUGGAAUCCUUUGGGAAGCCCACAGUGUCCCCACAGCUGUGGGGUGUCACCAGUGGUGGUGGCAGAGCAGGGUGUGCGGGUGGGGGUGUCACCAAACACCCCCCAGGGGGGCCGUGGUGGGGAACCAGAGCCAUGGCUGCAGUGACCGUGGGGUGCUGGAGCUUCGGGUGUUUGUAACAUCCAUUUUCUUCUUUUCUCCUCUUUGUCUCCCAGCCGUGGUACAGCAGCACUCACACCCUCAUAACCACCCAGGCCACAUCCUAAGAGGAUGCCAGGGCUGUCCCAAAAUUGUCUCAAAACCAUUCCAGGAUGGUCCUGAGUGUGCCAGGGCUCUGCCAUCCUCACACGCUGUUUAUAACCCUCUGCUCUCCCCAUGAAUCAGCAGCACACAGAGCUCAGAGAGGGCAGGACCUCCCUGUGCUCAGCCCAGCCCAAAAAGCUUCUGCACAGUGUUAGCACUAAAUUUGGGUGUAAAGAGUGGAAUUCCAUCUUUCUGCCCCAUCCUCUUGCUCCAGGAGGCUCUGUCACACCACUGCUGUUUCUCAGCACUGAGGUAACCACAUCAUGCACUCUGCAAUUCAAGUACAUUAAAAAAUUUGGAAUUUUUGCCAACAUUUCAAGCUGUUCCUGGCAAAGGUAGAAGCUUUGCUUAAGUGUUCAGUGAAAAAUACUCUCCUCCCUGCAUUACCUGCUCUGUGUCAGGGGCUGGAGCAGACCCUGAGAGCAAACCCCUCCCUUUCCAGGACAUCAUUUGGGAUCUCACUGCUCCUGUGCCUGAACACUGGGAUGAGAUUCCCAUCAGUUAUUGCCACGAACGACACCCACAGCAUUUCUUUUCUCCUGUGUUUUGUACCUUCCCUCCCAGUGCCAGCCCCCAAAGGCACAGGGCUGUUUCCUGGCUCUGUUCCUUAGUAUCGUUAUUCCAUGCAGUGGGUAUUUCUCUCAGUAAAACCUGCUGUAUAUUUUACAGAGCCCUCCCAGGCUGUGCUGUCCCCCAGCAGGUGGCUCUGGUUCCCUCUGCUCCUGUUCCCAGUUGCAUUUUGCCCCUUUGUGUGCUCCUUUCCCCCCUCAGUGAGGCUCACACCCAGCCCUCACUGCCUCAACUUGAAGCCCCAGUUCAGCUGCCUGGAUUUUGUUGCAAUACACAUUCAAACCUCAGCUCCUUCAAGAGUUUUAAUCUCCAA